Pyrus x bretschneideri (Chinese white pear) is the source of this 963-nucleotide messenger RNA. RefSeq names its product succinate dehydrogenase subunit 3-1, mitochondrial. The coding region runs from base 70 to 657 and encodes 195 amino acids. The transcript is spliced from 4 exons. NCBI's taxonomy places the organism in Eukaryota, Viridiplantae, Streptophyta, Magnoliopsida, Rosales, Rosaceae. Gene Ontology annotation, cellular component: membrane. Gene Ontology annotation, biological process: tricarboxylic acid cycle; mitochondrial electron transport, succinate to ubiquinone. Gene Ontology annotation, molecular function: succinate dehydrogenase activity; electron transfer activity. The record is from RefSeq and is a predicted model, not a curated record.
UCUCUCCUUCUGGCGGAUCUGAACCAGGGUCCUAUCAAAACAUCUCUCUCUGCUUCUUCCUUCGUUUCAAUGGCUGCGGCCGCUCUCAGAAACCCUAGCUCCAAGCGCAUCCUCUCCUACUCGCCGCAAUCCUACUUGUUCGGCCGAGGAUUGAUCGCCGCCGCCGGUUCUCCAAUCGCCAACUCUGCUGUCGGAAAUGACCGAUCUUUUAGCCCUAGUCCUUGGUGGCGAUCCAUGGCCACCUUCACCGGCAUAAAACCUCAAGUGAAUGUUGGAUUUGAUCAUGGAAAAACGACGCUGACUGCCGCAAUUACAAAGGGUUUUGCAACUGUUGCCACCGGCCAUGUUGAACAAGGGACCGUUAAUCCUAAUAUCAUGAACCUUCGCCCGUUAUCUCCUCAUCUUCCUGUUUAUACGCCACAGCUGAAUUCGACGUUUUCAAUUACCAAUAGAAUCUCAGGGGUUGUCCUAGCUACUGUAGUUCUUCUUUUUUAUCUUCUUUAUCUGAAAAUGGGUUUGAUUUGCUUCACCUUUGAAAAAUACUACCAACUCCUCUUUUAUUCAUCAAAGCUCAUCCCCAUCACCGUCGAGAUUUCAGCUUUAGCCCUGGCCUAUCAUACGUUAUAUGGGGUUCGCAGCUUUGUUCGCAAAUUGUGAGCUGAUACAACCGGUUCCUCUUGAACAAGGACAAAGAUUUGCCUGAGGGAGGGAGGUAGAACGGUUGGUGCAGGAGUUGUUCCGUAAGUACUCUGAGAAUAAAGAUUUUCUGGUGCUGGAUCAUUUGAAUCACUUUCUGUGUGCACAUUAGUAGAAUAAGGCGUGGUGAAACAAAGAACUCUUCACUUGGAAACAUGACAUGUCAUAAUUAUUUACAUAAUCCGCGUUUUAUGCGUUUGUUUUAGGUUUUGUUGAUGAGAUUGUCUGGUGUUAGAAUGAACAGUAAAUCGAGUCCUUUUUCGUGCA